UUUUGCCUGCUUGUCUUUACUCUUGCUGGCGAGUGCAUCUGUCCUGUGACGGAAGCAUUCCUGCGCUGGCAUCAGAAGCCUGCUCUUGGGGCUUCCAACAUAGACUGAAGACCAGCAGGAACGCUCCAGGCCUUCUGAGCCAGGCUGGACUGCUAAGACACCCAACCUUACAGACUAGUCGACUGACUACAGGCUUCAAUUGUUGGACCACUGGGACCAUAUCAUUGAACAGCAAAAGUGACUAGAACCCGCAGCAGAGCCAGCGUGGCCUGAGAAAGACUUGACACUCCACGGUCCACUGCAUGGAAUGAAGGCCACGGGUAGAAAAUGGCGGCAAAGCCUCUAAGAACAGCUCUGUCUUUGCUCUUCUUUGCCCUCUCGGGGGUCCUGGGGAAACCAGAAGUCUCGUGCAGAAAUGAAGACGGUGAAGCUGUGGACUGGUUUACCUUUUAUAAGUUACCCAAAAGGGCUGGCAAGCAAAGUCAAGAGGAGGGCCUGCAGUACCUAUACCUGGACUCCACAAUGCAGACCUGGAGCAAGAGCCACCACCCGAUUAACAGCAGCAGGAGCGCGCUGGGACGGACCUUAGAGCACCUGUAUGAAGCACAUAACUCCAAGAACGACACUGCCUAUCUAAUAUACAAUGAUGGCGUCCCUGCAUCCGUGAAUUACAGCAGACAGUAUGGACAUUCCAAAGGUCUGCUGGUAUGGAACAGAAUGCAGGGGUUCUGGCUGAUACAUUCUGUCCCCAAGUUUCCCCCAGUUCCAGAACAUGGCUAUGACUAUCCAACCUCGGGGAAGCGAUAUGCACAAAGCGGCAUCUGCAUCACUUUCAAAUACAGCCAGUAUGAGACAAUAGAUUCUCAGCUUUUGGUCUUCCAACCAAAUAUCUACAGCUGUUUCAUCCCAAACACCUUUCACUGGGAACUCAUCCACAUGCCCCAGAUGUGUGCCAAGUCCAGUUCCUCAAAGAUCCCUAGGCGGCGCCUCGGCAUACUUCAGUCAGCCCACGGUCUAAACUUUGUCCAUUUUGCGAAAUCGGAUUCUUAUAUUGAUGAUAUCGUUACAGCCUGGAUAGCUCAAAGGUUGAAGACACAUUUGCUAGCAGAAACAUGGCAGAGAAAGAACCAGGAGCUCCCUUCAAACUGCUCCCUGCCUUACCACGUCUACAACAUCAAGGCCAUUGAAGUAACUCCCCAGUCUUACUUCAGUUCUCACUACGACCAUUCCAAAUGGUGCAUUUCCACAAAGAGCUCGGCAAAUCGCUGGACCUGUAUUGGAGACCUAAAUCGAAGCCCACACCAAGCUUUGAGAGGUGGAGGAUUCAUCUGCACGAAGAAUCGGUACAUUUACCAAUCAUUUCAUAAAUUAGUUCAACAUUAUGGCUUCUGUAACUAAGCUUGGGGAAAGGUCACACCCACUGUCCUUGAAAACACUGGCACUGAAACAUGUCACCUUGGAUCUAUUCUCCAUAUGUUAAAGACUUUUGAGUGUGCACAACAUAGCAUCCAGUAAAACACUGUGGGUCCACAUUUACCAUUAUAUGUUCAAAUUAGGAGAAAUCGAAGUCAUCUGUAUUUAUCAAAUUAGAAAUCCAAAUCAUGAUAUAUAAGUAAUAACACAGGAACAGAAUAAAAUAUUUUCUUCCAGUUUCAUCACCUUCAGUGUUCUGUCUUGUGGAUUAAAUGCCACCUCUCACAAAGCAACCCUGCAGCUGUCCUGUUUGAAGAAAAUAGAGGUGCUCCCUCCCUCUCUCCCUCCUUUUUCAUACUAUUUGGCCACUUGAUCAUAUUCCCCAUAAAGUUCCUCCCCACACUGCUUUAUAGUUUAGUCUUGUCACCUUUGUAAGUGCUCUUUACUGCUAGUAUAUUCUUGAGCUGCUCACUUGAGUUCUCUUGCAAUUGUUUUUCAACUAUAACCUACAACAGGGAGAUCAUAGCUAAGCAUGAUAUGAGUCAGAAAUCGCAAGAGUUGGCUGCUUAGUAGACUGUGGGUGUGAGUUCCAAGUUCAAAAGCUUAGAGUCAUGCAAAAGUCACCAGACAGGGGCUGGACCCUGCGCUUAGUGACUGUGAAGCGUCCAGUCCACAUUCAUGAUCAGCUCUCAUUUAAUUUUCAUAGCGAUUCUUUUCAGUGAUAAGUUUCAUUGUCCCCAUUUUACUGACAAGUCAACAGAGGCUUACAGAACUUCAAACACUUGCCUAGUAUAAUAGGGGUCUAUUUGGCCUCGGAAGCUGUGCUCGUAACUGAGAUUCCAGAAGACAAUAAAAGAAGUGAAUAAAUAUAGGAUUGUAACUA
Mastomys coucha (southern multimammate mouse) is the source of this 2296-nucleotide messenger RNA. It is a transcript of the gene Dnase2b, whose product is annotated as deoxyribonuclease 2 beta. Gene Ontology annotation, molecular function: deoxyribonuclease II activity. The transcript has 7 exons. Bases 328 to 1398 code for a protein of 356 amino acids. Gene Ontology annotation, biological process: apoptotic DNA fragmentation. The record is from RefSeq and is a predicted model, not a curated record. NCBI's taxonomy places the organism in Eukaryota, Metazoa, Chordata, Mammalia, Rodentia, Muridae.